UAACUGCGAAUUAAAGCUGAAUGCUCCAUUAGGGUUUCAGAAGAAUCAGCCGAGGCAGCAUCGACGUAAGAAGAACCCAAGUAACGUCAUCUGUUCAACUUCACCCAUCCCUAACGCGUUACACGAGAAAAUGGGAAGAGAGAUGGAGCCUCAGAAGCCGCAACAGCACCAGCAAGUCGCAUACACAGUUGAGCAGCUUGUGGCCGUUAACCCCUACAAUCCGGAUAUCCUUCCCGAUCUUGAAAACUACGUCAAUGAACAGGUUGCUUCACAAACUUAUAGACUGGAUGCCAAUCUUUGCCUUCUUCGUCUCUAUCAGUUUGAGCCAGCAAGAAUGAGUGCCCAAAUUGUUGCUCGUAUUUUGGUUAAGGCACUCAUGGCUAUCCCAGCUCCAGAUUUCAGCCUGUGUCUCUUCUUAAUUCCAGAAAGAGUGCAAAUGGAGGAACAGAUCAAAACGUUGAUUGUUCUCUCGCACUAUUUGGAGUCAGGAAGAUUUCGUGAAUUUUGGGAUGAAGCAGCUAAGAGUCGCCAUAUUGUUGAAUCUGUGCCAGGUUUUGAGCAAGCAAUCCAAGCAUAUGCUAUUCAUGUUCUUUCCUUGACUUAUCAGAAGGUCUCAAGAAAUGUACUUGCUGAGGCUAUCAACAUCGAAGGACUAUCCCUAGAUAAAUUCCUCGAGCAACAGGUGGCCAAUUGUGGUUGGAUUCUAGAGAAGAGUCACGGGAAGGGCCAACUUAUUGUGAUCCCUCCCAAUGAAUUCAACCAUCCGGACCUGAAGAAGAACUCCGCAGAUGUUCUUCCAUUGGAGCAUAUCACCCGUAUCUUCCCUAUCCUUGGCUGAUAGCUUUUGGUGUCUGCAAAGUUUUGAAGAUUCUGUGCUCUGAGCUGCUUCGUUUUCGGAGUUUAAAUUAUUUUAGUUGCCUUGCCUUUGCUUGGAUUAUCGGGUCUGGAGAAAUGCUACUUUGUUGGUUUUUGGUGUUUUACCUUCAGAUUUAGAAUUGUUGCCCAUUUGCCUUUUUUAGUCUCUUUAAUUUGGGCCUACUCGCUGCCCAAGCCCCA
This is a messenger RNA of Tripterygium wilfordii, 1056 nucleotides long. Its product is annotated as eukaryotic translation initiation factor 3 subunit K. Gene Ontology annotation, molecular function: ribosome binding; translation initiation factor activity. The coding region runs from base 131 to 838 and encodes 235 amino acids. Gene Ontology annotation, cellular component: eukaryotic translation initiation factor 3 complex; cytoplasm. The record is from RefSeq and is a predicted model, not a curated record. The transcript has 8 exons. NCBI's taxonomy places the organism in Eukaryota, Viridiplantae, Streptophyta, Magnoliopsida, Celastrales, Celastraceae. Gene Ontology annotation, biological process: regulation of translational initiation.